Messenger RNA from Diospyros lotus (date-plum), 1809 nucleotides. Its product is annotated as protein OCTOPUS-like. The coding region runs from base 1 to 1809 and encodes 602 amino acids. NCBI's taxonomy places the organism in Eukaryota, Viridiplantae, Streptophyta, Magnoliopsida, Ericales, Ebenaceae. The transcript has a single exon. The record is from RefSeq and is a predicted model, not a curated record.
AUGACGCACCGCGAACUGCAGUCCAAGCCUCGCCGCCUCUCCAUCUGCCACCGCCACCCAGCGGAGCCGGUUACCGGCUUCUGCGCCUCCUGCUUGCGCGAACGCCUCGCCGGCCUUGAUUCUCCUGCCCAUCCGGAAGUCUCUUCCUCAAUCACUGCCCCCGAAGCCGUCAUUAUCGGUUUCGGCGGCGGAGAUGAUGGAGCCGGUGCGCGGAGUGGAGCCAACGACGCACCUCGUCAGGAGCUCCGUCGAUGCAAGUCGUAUGCGGCCGGAAAAUGCAGAGCUUAUGCCGGCGCAUCGGAGCCGCGGCGAAAGUCUUGCGAUGCCAGGGCUCGGAGUACCCUGGGACAUCUUUUCGACGUUGACGACGAAGAGAAGGGGUUGGGUAGAGGAAUCGAGGUCGAAUCGAAGAACUUAGGGUUUUCCGGAGUUACACGUUCGGUGGCCGAGAUUCGUGAUAAGAUUAGGGUUUCUGAAGAUGUGUCGGGAGCAAAUGGUAAUGUUAGCCAGCCGAGAGACGAAGAGUUUGAGGAAGACGUGAAGACGAUGAAAGAGCACAUAGAGCUCGAAUGGCAGAGUAGGAGGCACAAGGUAAGGGAUUUUAAGCACAUUGCGGAAAGUUUCUGGGGCGCUGCGUCUGUUUUCAGCCAGAAAUUGCGAAAAUUGAAGCUAAAGCAGAGGAUGCGAAAGCCUAGUGACUGCGGCGAAAGCCGCAGCGGCGGUGGCGAUUUGACGCCAGGCAACAAGCAAAAUGGACGACAGUUUAGGGAGACGCAGUCGGAGGUAGGAGACUAUGGGUAUGGCCGGAGGUCUUGCGAUACAGAUCCAAGGUUUUCAGUUGACGCUGCUCGCAUGUCUUUAGACGAUCCACGAUUCUCUUUCGACGAGCCUAGGGCUUCCUGGGAUGGAUACAUGAUCGCGAGGACAAUCCCGCGGCUUGCGCCGAUGCUUUCUGUGAUUGAAAAUGCGAUGAUGCCAUUGCCGCUUAUGAACAGGGCUGGAUAUGGGGUUGGGGUAUCCAUCGAAGAGCAGAUGAAUCCAAUAAACGAAGACGAGACGACUUCUGGUGGAUCAGCUCAAACCAGGGAUUACUGUUCUGACUCCUCAUCUUCUCAAAGGCAAAAUAGUUUUGAUUGUUCAAGUUCUGGUAAGAGUUCCAAUAAGAAGACGGUGACACUAGAAGUUGAUAAGAUGAAGUCUCUGUCCGAUUACAAGGUCUCAAAUAUGGAGUCUGCUGUUGCCAAUACAGAUACUAGAGACAUAGAUUUUGGUUCUGUCAAAUAUGAUCAUUCCGGGAGAUUUGAAUCUGCCGGCAAGGAUGCCAUUUCUGUUGCAGGCGGUGGUAUCCAGGAUGGGGGCAAGAAAUUGGGGAAGUGGCGAAAGGCUUGGAACAUUUUGGGUUUCAUGCAUAGGUUCCAUGACAUAAAAUACGAAGUACCAGAAGGGAAUGCAAUUGGUUACCCACUUGGAGAUUGCUUAGAAAAACAGAAUGGGGAUGCUGAUGUAGCAGCCGAUGGGUCUUCUAGUGGGAAAUUUGUUCGGAUUGGUAGUUGCUCAAGCAGUUCUUACAAAAUGAAUGGGUCAUUCCAUCGAUCAUCAAGUGUAGCUGAGUCCAGAAGCUAUGCUGUUAAGAGUAGAGAAGAGCCUGCGUUGGAGCAAAACCGGAGUGCUAGGUACUCGCCUAGCCACUUUGAUAAUGGACUCUUGCGGUUUCAUUUGACACCAUCAUGGACUUCUCGGAGGAAAUCUGGAAGAAGCAGGCGGAAGAAUUCACAUUCUUCUGCCAAGAGUGUGCUACGCAUGAGCUAA